AUGUUUGCUUUGGGACCUGUUUUUGUAAUUCUGCCGCAUUACUUCAAAACUAAUGAGGUCAAACUUGAGAUGCCCUUCAUAGCAUAUUAUCCGUUCAAUGAGUUUGACGUACGGAUUUAUCCCUUCUUGUAUGUGCAUCAGUUGUGGACAGCGUUAUCCGCCACGCUUAUGGUGUACGGGCCCGACUGUUUCUUCUUCACUUGUUGUACAUUUAUUCAUAUCCAGUUCGCAAUAUUGAGCUACGAUAUGGAAAGAUUGGUUAACGAUGACUCUCGCAUUUGUGAUAGGAACAGACUUAAAGAAUUAGUUGUGCGCCAUAUUGAAUUGAUGAGGUGCGUAGAAUUGGUAGAAAAAGUAUUUUCAAAGUCGAUUUUAUUUAACGCUAUGACAAGUUCGGUUAUAAUAUGCGUAACUGGAUUCAAUGUUUCGGUGGGCGAUAAUAUACUAAUGAUGGGUUCCUUCCUCGCCUUUCUAAUUUUCGGUUUGAUGGAAAUAUUCUUUUAUUGUUACUACGGCGAUAUUAUUAUGAGAUCUAGCAUGGGAGUUGGCGAUGCUAUUUACAAUAGCUGUUGGUACAUGACAGGAGCGGCAGAUAGGAAAUUAUUCCUCAUUGUCCUUACGAGAUCUCAAAAACCUAGCAAAUUGACGGCUUGUGGAUUUUCCAAAAUCAAUUUGUACGCAUUUACGAGUAUUCUUAGUUCAUCGUGGUCAUACUUCGCUCUUUUGAAGACAAUGUACCAUCCAGAAUGA
Molecule: messenger RNA, 750 nt
Organism: Spodoptera exigua (beet armyworm)
Lineage: Eukaryota; Metazoa; Arthropoda; Insecta; Lepidoptera; Noctuidae
Source: the annotation of a GenBank genome assembly